AAAUGACAACAACAGGGUAUAUAUAGCCUUACCCAUGCAUCAGGUUGUACAUUACAUGCAACAUCUCAUCGCAGGCUGAUCACUCCUAAAGCUGACAUGGAAGAACUUUGUAAGAUCCUCCUUACCGGUGGAGCUGGUGCCUGGAAUGUGUUCCUGACUCGUUCUGCUCUGGCUGCUGUUCUGCCUGUUCUUCUGGCUGCCCUGGGUUUCACCUCAGGUGGAAUAGCAGCAAGCACCAUUGCUUCCAUAAUAUAUUAUGCAAGUACUUUUGGAGGAGGCAUGACAUUUGGGAGUCUGGUGGAAACCUUGCUGUCAUUGGGAGCAGGAACUGUAUUUACAUCCGGCGCUGGAGGAGUUGCAGGCUGGCUGAUAUCAUCCAUCUGUAACACGACUGAAACCAACUAAAGAUUUACAGUAUAAAUAUUCACCUGAUUUACUCUUUAGCAAAGGGAGACAACUACAAAUGAUGUUUUUGCUGUAGUGUGAUAAAUCUGAUUCACCUGAAUUAAAUGUUUCCGUGUGUGCCACACACUUAGCUUAAAACAUCUUUCAAGAAGCAAGUAUAUAUAAUAUGUUUUGACACCAUUUAACUGACUCUGGAGGCAGCUAAAAUGCUUUUGUGCUCUUGGGAUAUAUUUAUCUUCUCAUAAUGUCCAAUUCUGAUCAAGUCAAAA
This is a messenger RNA of Thunnus maccoyii (southern bluefin tuna), 674 nucleotides long. RefSeq names its product interferon alpha-inducible protein 27-like protein 2A. The transcript has 4 exons. Lineage: Eukaryota; Metazoa; Chordata; Actinopteri; Scombriformes; Scombridae. Gene Ontology annotation, cellular component: membrane. The record is from RefSeq and is a predicted model, not a curated record. Bases 97 to 405 code for a protein of 102 amino acids.